UCAAAACAAAUAAAAUUAAAAAUAGAGCAGAGAUGGAGCAGAAGAAAGAGACGGUGACAACGACGAUGAGUGAUGAAGCGAAAGAGAGAAUUUCAGAGAGACUGUCAUGUUUGGAGAACCUCUACUUUCCGCGUGCUCUCGAAUCCACCGUCACUCUCCCUUCUCAACGCAAGGCCAUCUUCCGCGACCUUCUCUCUAGAGACGUUGCUCUUUUCUUAGAACGAUAUGGGUCCAAACUCACGUGCAGCGAGCUUAGUGAAUUUGAUUCGAUGAAAGACGAUUAUGAGAUUAAUUGGCACAUAAAGCGGUUAAGGAGCAUAAUGAGUCCGACGUCGGAGGAGCUGAGGAUGAGGUCGGUGACGGUGAAGAACCGGAGGCGCGCCUACUUGGAUAAACUGGUGUGCCAAGGGCAUUACUUCUCUGAGGAGGCAAUGAGGGAGAGAGAGCCGUAUCUGCAUCAUGAGUAUGUGGGUAGGUUUCAGGACCAGAGUGGCAGACGCAUGGCGAGGCCGGGGGAGCGGUGGUCGGAGACGCUGAUGAGGAGGUGCGAGGAGGCGGCGCUGGUGGCAAAGAUUAGAGGGGAGCAGCAGAGGAUGGGUGUGCCGGAAAGGGACUGGGUUGGUAAUGAGAGGUUUCAAGAAGAAGAAGAAGAAGAAGAGGAAGAGGAGGAGGAGGAGGAGGAGGAAAAGGAAGAGGAGGUGGUAUUGGAUGAAGAAAGGAGAAGAAUUAGUAGCAAUGGACAACCUGUAGAGAGACACCUGAAUGAGGCUGAUCCAACCAAAGUGAGUGAGGAACCAACUUUAUCUGCAGAAGAACUGGAGGACCGGAUGAAUCAAUUCACCUACAUUAUGCAGCAGAAGUUUCUAUUAGGAGAAGAUCACGAACAUCAAGAUUACUCUAAAAUAGAUAAUGACGAGACCCUUGACGAUCAUUGGCAGAGGGAGGCCAAUAUUGAUGCAGAGGAGAGAUAUUUUGCUGAUGACUGAACUGAACUAUGGCAUCAAUACUGGUUUGUGGGGAAUCAGAUGCGCCUUUGUCCAUCUUGAAAUCUACAUUGUACUUAAAUUAACGGGACAUGUGCAUAUUCUUAAUAUAAAGGUUUCUUUGAUUGUGAUAG
Glycine soja is the source of this 1117-nucleotide messenger RNA. RefSeq names its product coiled-coil domain-containing protein 97. The coding region runs from base 33 to 986 and encodes 317 amino acids. Lineage: Eukaryota; Viridiplantae; Streptophyta; Magnoliopsida; Fabales; Fabaceae. The record is from RefSeq and is a predicted model, not a curated record. The transcript has 3 exons.